Molecule: messenger RNA, 1045 nt
Organism: Marasmius oreades (fairy-ring Marasmius)
Lineage: Eukaryota; Fungi; Basidiomycota; Agaricomycetes; Agaricales; Marasmiaceae
Exons: 3
Coding region: 113-1045 (310 amino acids)
Biological process (GO): proteolysis
Molecular function (GO): peptidase activity
Source: RefSeq, a predicted model, not a curated record
GCCAAAUACCUGGUGAAUAUUUAAACAACUGACAGGCUGCUCGUGUCGUCCAGCUGACUGCUAUAUAGCUAAAUUGUCCGCGAAAUCCACAAGGCCUCUAACACAGAUCAUCAUGUCUGCUACCUCUCCCAACGCUACUUUCACAGAAGGCCACGUUCCCUACGUCGUCAAUGGGGAGACCCUUAAAACCUACUACAAGCUCUUUGGCUCGCUCAAGGGCUCGACGAAGCGCCCUCUCCUCGUGUUACACGGAGGCCCUGGAAUGUCCCACGACUACCUCCUCCCCAUCUCAGACCUCUCCCUCGCCCCGUAUUCACGCCCCGUGCUGUUCUAUGACCAGGUCGGGAACGGCAAAUCGACUCAUCUCCGCGAGAAACCGAAAGAAUUCUUCACAGUCGACCUGUUCGUGAACGAGCUGACCAACCUUAUCACCCACCUCAAAAUCAACGAGUAUGACCUUCUCGGCCACAGCUGGGGUGGGAUGCUUGCUUCGGAAACCGAAGUGAGGUUGCAUCCCAAGGGGCUGAAGAGCAUGGUUUUGACCGAUACGCUUUCCCAGACGAAACUCUGGGGAAUGAGUACUAUGCAGCUCGUCGGGGCACUCGGUGAUCCAUCCAUCAACGCUGGGAUGGCGGCUGGGUUUGGUGAUCCGGUUAAGUACCGAGCUGCGUUGGAGAAGCUCCAUGCAGUUCAUGGGUGCCGAGUUUCGCCAGUCCCGAAGGAGGUUACGUUUGGUGUCUUGGAUCAGAUCUUUGGAGACAAGGAAACUGGGGAGGGUGGCGAUCCGACUGUGAGCAUCAACAUGUUUACCGGUGCUAUCGCUGGAUGGUCAAUCGAUGACCGCCUGAAAGAGGUCACAGUCCCCACGUUCGUGAUCAACGGUAGAUACGACAUGGCACAGGACUUUGUUUGCGAGGCCUACUUUUGGAAGGUCACGAAGGCCAAGACUAAGUGGUACACAUUUUCGGAGUCGAGUCACACCCCGAUGUGGGAGGAGAGGGAUAAGUAUAUGAAAGUUAUUACUGAGUGGCUCGACCACAUCUAG